AUGACCUCCAAGCAUGUCGUCUUCGACGUAGUCGGCACCUGCGUCUCAUUCGAUGCCUAUUUCGACGCCAUCGAUCGCGUCCUGGGAGACCGUCUGCGCGCGCACUCCAUCACGCCCCAGUUCUUCGGAUACAGCUGGAUGACAGCGGCCGAGCUGGAGUUUACCUUCCUGUCAAUAUCCGAGCGAUACCGACCAUACAAACAAAUUCUCGAGGCAGUGUUCUACAGAACACUAUGGAUGGCCGGGAUCCAGAACCCGCGAGAACUGGCCACAGACGAAGAACGCGACCAGUGUAUCCAAGGGUACUGGAGUCUGGGGCUUCGGCCUGGAAUUAAAGAAUGCUUUUCCCGACUACGCGAAGGCGGAUUUACGAUCUGGUGCCUGACGACAGGCGACACGGCGCGAGUGCGCGGGUACUUCGAGCAAGGAGGUGUGGAUAUGCCGCUGGAGAAUGUGAUCAGCUGCGACAGCAAGGGCCUGGCGAAACCGGCCCUGGCAGCGUACAGGCCUGUACUGGAGCAGUUUGCAGCGACUGAUGUGAAGUGGUUUGCUGCGGCGCAUAUGUGGGAUGUGUCUGCUGCUGUGAAGGUGGGAUUCAGGGGCGCUUACUGCACGGUCUACGAGCAGGAGCCUUGCCUGGAGAUUUUUGAUACGGAGAUGGAUGUUAUUGCGCCUGGGUUGGUAGAGAUGGCAGACAUGAUUGUCAAUGCUUCCUAG
Molecule: messenger RNA, 717 nt
Organism: Aspergillus puulaauensis
Lineage: Eukaryota; Fungi; Ascomycota; Eurotiomycetes; Eurotiales; Aspergillaceae
Product: putative 2-haloalkanoic acid dehalogenase
Exons: 1
Coding region: 1-717 (238 amino acids)
Source: RefSeq, a predicted model, not a curated record